CACAAGCUCACGAUGCGUUCGAUCGCGCUCAUAGCGAUGGCGGCGUUCGCCGUCCGCGGGUCUGAAGCGUUUGCCACGCUGAAGCCACCGCGUCUCUCCUCACGCCACUCUCGCAGUCAGCAGCCGCUCCUCUUCUCGCCAGACCUCUCCGUGCCGGAGGCUGCUGCUGCGGCGACCUCGCUGCCAGCGCCCCUCCUCGCAGCGUCGGCGGCGCCCAACGCCCUGGCCAGCGCGAUUGUGGCCUACCUGCACUACGCGGGCUUCCUGCUCAGCGGCGUGUGCCUCACUGCGGAGCGGCUCACUCUCAAGGAGGGCAUGGGAAAGGCGGACGACAACGUCCUCUCCAUCGCCGACUCUUUGUACGGCGUCGCCGGCCUGGUCAUCGUCGUGACCGGCUACCUCCGAGCCACGCAGUUCGGCAAGGGGUGGGAGUUCUACGCGCACGAGCCCAUCUUUUGGCUCAAGCUGACGCUGCUCGCCGUCGCAGGGGCCGCAUCUUUCUUCCCGACGGCCAUCAUCAUCCAGCGCGCACUUCGGCAGCGCGACGCGGGAGAGGCGUCCAUCCCGCCGAUGUCCCCGAGGCUCGUGGCGAGAAUGACUUCGAUCGUCAACGCCGAGCUGCUCGCCCUCGCCUCCAUCCCGCUAACGGCAACCACCAUGUCGCGCGGCAUCGGGUACGCGGAGUGGCUGCCGUGGCAGGUGGGCGCCCUCCCCCCCGCGCUCGCGCUGGGCGGGCUCGGGUACAAGUACAUCAACGAGGCCCUCUCCUGGAAGGAGGAGGAGGGCGAGAAGCGUGCGGCCGAGUGAUGGGGAGGCCGUGGCGGUGCUCUCCGCCCAGUGCCCCAGUGAUGGCCAUGCGGCGAGGCGCGGCGAGAGGCCCUGCCGUGCUGCAUGGGUCGCGAGAGGCGUCACUAGUGGUGGGAGUCCCCAACUAGCGCUGUCGUAGAUCGGCGUCGGGCGACACGAGAGGCCGCAUUCGUGCGGCGCGCGUCCCGCGGCGGUUUUCUAUACAAACGUCAGUAUUUUAUCG
This is a messenger RNA of Emiliania huxleyi CCMP1516, 1030 nucleotides long. RefSeq lists its product as hypothetical. The coding region runs from base 13 to 807 and encodes 264 amino acids. Lineage: Eukaryota; Haptophyta; Isochrysidales; Noelaerhabdaceae. The record is from RefSeq and is a predicted model, not a curated record. The transcript has 7 exons.